AUGGGAGCUCGCACCAAUGGCGAAUCCGUCAACUGGUACGGAUUCAAAUUCAGCUGGACGCCGUACCAUCAGAUGCCGGAUGAACUCAGCCACUACCUUCAUACGUUCGAUCAUCUUUCCGCACAAGCGCUUGAUGCCUUUGAUCCAUUAUGCCCUUCCUCGAGGAAGGAUAACCCUCACUCAAAGGACACGUUCAAUAUUUUGAAAGAGUGCGCCCACGAAGAUCCCCAUGUCCGUGAACUGUUGCAAGAGAUCUAUACUAUACCACCCUGGAUCGAUUGGGAUCAGAUCGAAAGAGGCCAAAGAGUACUUUGGAGAUAUGCUUUGCCCUCUAUCACUUGUUUGAUAUACAUGUCAUUACUUGGUGGGAUGUCAAGUUCUCGGACUGUGGAAACCCUCGACCGGACCGGAAGCUUCGGGUGUUCGUCUGUUCGACGACGUAUUCUUGAAACAGCCCAACAUGCGCUUUAUGUACACAAAGAUUUGAAAUCAAUCCAGCCUGGUGGCGAAGGCUGGGAAUCCUCGAUACGAGUACGCUUAUUACAUAGCUCCGUUCGUCGCAGGAUUAUGCAGCUUGCCAAAGAACAUCCAGACUACUACGAUAUCGACAAAUACGGUAUUCCGAUCAACGAUCUGGACUGCAUCGGUACGAUCAGUCUAUACAGCUCUUGCAUGAUAUGGCUUGGUCUCCCACAGCAGGGAAUCUAUCUCUCAGAGUGUGAGACGGCAGAUUAUCUAGCCCUCUGGCGCUACGUGGCUUAUCUCAUGGGCGUUCCGCACGACUGGAUGAAGACGCCGCAGGAAUCCAGAGCAAUGAUGGAAUCACUGCUAAUAUCUGAAUACAAGCCCAGCAAAAAGUCCUCAAUAUUAGCCAAUAAUAUUCUCCACGGGAUCGAAGGACAGCCACCGAUGUACGCAUCCCGACAAUUUCUCGGUGCUCAAGCCUGGUGGCUGAACGGGUCAGAGCUGUCCCAAGCUCUGGGAAUACUGAGGCCAAGCUUGUACUAUACCGCACUCAUGGCUUCUCAGUGUUUCUACUUCAGAAUACUAUCAUCUAUCAUUGCAGCCAUUCCAUUUUUGGAAAGCAUCACCACCAAUUUUUCGAAGAAACUUUGUCAGGAUAUCUUUGUAGAAGAUAAAAACUUGGGUGCUCUUGGCUAUAAGACAAAGUUUACUUUUAAAUGGAUUCCGAAUUUGAUCCGCACUACCACUCCGCCAGGCGGAUCGAACGAUGACCGAGAGAAGCAAUCGGCGGGUUUCAACAGCCAUCUUCUGGAACGCGUUGCCCUACUAAAUUUGAUGUUCAUCUCCAUUGUUGGUAUUUAUUUGGGAUAUCUGUUUGUAAGAGCGAUUCAUUGUAUUUAUUUCUUCUUUUUAUUUUAA
Messenger RNA from Clonostachys rhizophaga, 1383 nucleotides. The record is from the annotation of a GenBank genome assembly. Lineage: Eukaryota; Fungi; Ascomycota; Sordariomycetes; Hypocreales; Bionectriaceae.